Messenger RNA from Gossypium raimondii (Peruvian cotton), 1559 nucleotides. RefSeq names its product KH domain-containing protein At1g09660/At1g09670. Gene Ontology annotation, molecular function: mRNA binding. Gene Ontology annotation, cellular component: nucleus. The coding region runs from base 204 to 1091 and encodes 295 amino acids. The record is from RefSeq and is a predicted model, not a curated record. Gene Ontology annotation, biological process: regulation of mRNA splicing, via spliceosome. Lineage: Eukaryota; Viridiplantae; Streptophyta; Magnoliopsida; Malvales; Malvaceae. The transcript is spliced from 8 exons.
GUUGAUUAAAAAGUAAAAAAGAAUAAAAAAAAGAAGGGGAAAAUCAUAGAGUCCUCUCUGUCUUGGACUGAGAGUAGGGCUUUAGUCUCUCUUUUCACACUCUUCAACGCAUAAAGAGGGCAGCAAACUUUGCAUCUCUGCCCCCUUUUUUUCUCUCAUCAUCAAAAGUUGAAGAAUCAGUGAAGCUGUUGAAUAUAUAUAUAAUGAUGGGAGAAAGAAUCUCACCAGGGAGUUAUUUUCAAUACCCUCCACCUGGUUUCCCUUCAGUUUCUCCUCAUAGACCUUCAUCUAUUACUACAGAUCGUGAAAGAUACUUAGCUGAAUUAUUCACAGAGAAAGAGAAGUUGGGACCUUUCACACAAGUUCUUCCUCAAUGCACCGGGCUUCUUAAUCAAGAGAUCAGAAGGGUCUCAGGUUUUAGUCCAAGUUUAUUAGAUCAUGAGAGAUUUGAGCAUGAUAGUCCUAUUAGGUCAUUUGGUCAUCAUCCCAAUGGAAGACAAAUGGAUUUGGAAGGAUGGUCCAUAAUGCAAACAGAGGAAAAUGGACAUCUGCAACGAGUUGCUCCGGUUCAAGCUGCAUCAAUGGGUUGGCCUGGUUUGCCAGGAGCUCCAACAACACCGCUUGUAAAGAAAGUUGUUAGACUCAAUGUACCUGUGGAUCAAUAUCCUAGUUAUAAUUUUGUUGGUCGAAUAUUGGGACCACGAGGAAACUCCCUAAAGAGAGUUGAAGCUGUGACUGAGUGUAGGGUGUACAUAAGAGGCAAAGGCUCUGUCAAGGAUUCUGUUAAGGAAGAGAAACUAAAAGAUAAACCUGGAUUCGAACACCUUAAUGAGCCGUUGCAUGUGUUGGUGGAGGCUGAACUUCCCGAAGAUGUGAUAAAUUCUCGUUUGGACUACGCUGUUGCCAUACUUGAAAAUCUUCUGAAACCUGUGGAUGAAUCCUUGGAUAACUAUAAGAAACAACAGCUUAGGGAGUUGGCUUUACUAAAUGGUACAUUAAGGGAAGAGAGUCUGAGAAUGAGCCCGACUAUGAGCCCUAGUAUGUCGCCCUUUAACGGUACUGGAAUGAAACGAGCCAAGACAGGAAGAUGACCCUUAUGGUGACAGGAUGUUGAGUCAAGAAGAGCUAGUCAAACUCGCUACUCGGUUUCGAGCAACGAUGGUCCACUUCUAGGUUGUCCUUCUCCAUUGAUCCCUUUUGUUUCAUAUAUCAAUCCCCUAUCAACAUAACUUUAGUUAAAAAUAACCUAUGCCCUAAUUAUUUUAGCCAAAAACCUCUACUAUAGUUGGAAGAUUCUUCUCACCUACAGUCAUACAUAUGCAGCCUCUACUAUAGUUGGAAGAUUCUUCUCACCUACAGUCAUACAUAUGCAGCAUUCUCUCUUGGUGAUAAUUACUAUUAUUAUUUAUUAUAAGAUAAAAUCAUUGUAUUGUAUUUUGACUUAAUAAUAAGUUUUUUUUUUCGAAGUCUCAUCGUGUAGUUGAGAUAGUUUAGACGGAUGAACUUCUUUAUGCUUCUAUUCAUGAAAAUGAAAUGGCUAUGACAGAUGCUUGAAAGAA